Molecule: messenger RNA, 2595 nt
Organism: Trichoplax adhaerens
Lineage: Eukaryota; Metazoa; Placozoa; Uniplacotomia; Trichoplacea; Trichoplacidae
Exons: 28
Coding region: 1-2595 (864 amino acids)
Biological process (GO): Golgi to plasma membrane transport; exocytosis
Cellular component (GO): exocyst
Source: RefSeq, a predicted model, not a curated record
AUGUCUGGAACAAAGAGUGGUGCAACCUACCUUAUUGCUGUUAUUAAGAGUCUUUCUAUAAGUGGAGGCGAUAAACACCAUCGCGAUGAUGAAAAGGCUCGGCUAGAAAGUGAAUUUACAGCUUGCGAUGAUAAAUUAGAACGACUAAUUGCUGAAAAUUAUGAUCAACUUCAAGCUGCUUUGCAGGCUUUCACAGGAAUUAGGAAGCAUGUAACAGAUUCUUUAGAAACUGUAAAGCAGUUAAAGUCCAAGUUGAUAGCUUGUAAAGAGUUACUAAGCUACAGGCGUGAAGACUUGUUUAAGCCUUGGAUGGAUAGUGUUGAAGAAAAGCAGAAAAUAAAGAUAUUAGAUAAAAUUGAUAAAAUUCGAAGUACGCCCGAACAGUUUGAUAAAUAUGUGGCAGAAAAACGCUAUCUGCAUGCAACAGGACUACUUGUAACGACAUUAGAAUCAUUAGACGGCCAGCUAAAAUCCAUUGAAGGCUUAAGAGAACUGAAGGCGGAAUUACGGACUAGAAAAGAAAAAAUGCACGAAACGUUGAUUGAGGAAUUAAGUAACCAAAUAUAUGGGAUGGAAGAUUUAUUGCAGUCGCAGCCGGAAGAUGAUGGCGAAUACUUUGUCAAUGUUAUUGUUGAAGCAUUGAAUCUAUUAGGAAAAAUACCGGACGCUAUUGUAACUAUUGAAAGUAGAAUCAAGCGUGAAAUUCAAAUGAUCAUAAAGAAAACUAAAGCUCAAAUUUCUGAUAACCCACGAUAUAAAGCAAUGAGUGCCGGUGAUGCACAAAUUCUUUUAGAGUUUCUUAACCUUUUAUUUAAGAAAUUUUGUGCAGUUACCAAAGCACAUGAAGUAGCUGCGGAUGCUAUUGAUAAAUCACUGAGUGGUUCCAAUGUUACACAAAAUGAAAAUAUUGCUGUUUAUCGUGUAGCUGAUGUUUGGUCGGAGAUGCAAUAUGCUGUACAAAACAUUCUGAAUCAAUACUUAGAUGUGACGAAUACUGCUGCUUCUUUGCAAAUUAGAGCGCAAACGUAUAAAGAAGCAUCCAUUAAUGUUGCAGAAUACUACACGCAACAAGGUAGAUUUCUACGAACCGGUCCAAAACCGCAGAAAAAGGUUGCGCCUUUGAUUCUUUUGGUCAAAAUGAGCGCAACAGGGCCGCUCUUUCGUUUCGAUAAUUCUUCCCAUGCUAUCACAAUGAGUAGCUACCUAAUGGAAAAAAAGUUACAAGAUCCUAUUGCUGCUAUGGAGGACUACGAUGUUGAUAUUAAGUUACCUUGUACACCCCAUGCAAACCACAUUAACGCUGUAUACAAGGGAUUGUGCUCUUUUAUCGCCAAGGCUGAAGAAAAUCUAGGUCUUAAAGAAGGGAACCAUUGCCCACUGUUUCUGUUUGUAGACGCUUUCAUUUCUGAUAUCUAUCUUAGAAAAAUCCAAUUGCAAGUGAAAGAGAAAAUCGACUCAGUUGUGAAAGGUGUGAACGCUUUAAAAAAUAUGAUUGACAUGCAUACGCAAAAAUUAUUGAAACUGGCCAGACCAAUUUUACAUAGUACAGUCGUUAUCCAUACCGUCAUACAUGAUUUAGUUGAUAUGAUACAUGAUUUACCAAGAUACUGCCCAAAAAUUGUCGAUCUUUUGCUUGAAGUGAUUACCAAUUAUCGAGAUGUAAUUGCAGAAAUUUAUAACGGUGUACUGCGCUUUGCAUCUGACGGCGAAACUAAAGUUAUCAGCGCUAAGUGGGCCAAAGAUGCGUAUAUUAGCAAUUUAUUAAAAUCCUUGCCAAGCUGGAAAAAUAUCAUGUCCGCUUAUAGUGAAGAAACAAACGUGGAUGAUGAAAGUGUAACUACGGACCGAAACCAACAAGAAUCCGAGUAUUUAUCCAAUAAUUUAAGUAGUGAAAUGUUGCAAAAAGAAGAAAUAUUAAGCGAAUAUGAUGAUUUAAGAAUGUUGGGAAACUUGCACGAAAGCCUGGUUUGGUUUAGUGAUGCGCUGCUAUCAUUUUGUGAUGUUCUGAAACAUAGCAUUCCUAAGAACACAUCAGAAUCUCAGAAACUUAAUCAAGACGAGACAGAUUACUUUUAUGUUAUUAUCAAUAGCUCACUUAACAAGUUAUCGGAGGAUUUUAAGGAAAUUUCGGAAACUUGCCUCCUUGUUUUACAUUUGGAAGUGCGGUGUCACUGCUUCUUCUAUUUAAGUCGUGCUACAAAGAUUUCAAGCUACGAAUGCACUGUUGAUGCCUUGGAUCCCGAUCCUCUAGUUAUUGGUUUAAAUAAGGAUUUAGCCCGCAUUGAAGACACGAUGUCUACUUGUUUGCACCCUAAUAAAUUAAGGUGCCGUAAUAUAUUUGCUCUUCAACAAAACUUAAAUAAUAUCACCUUGAGUAGAGAAAUUGCUUUGGAUCGGUGUCGACAGUAUUACGAACUUCUAAAUUUAUCUACUGACGAUAUCAUUCAAUGCAUAAUUGAUAAAGGCAGGCUAUAUAAAGACACUGAAUAUAUUAACCUUCUGACGUUGCAAUCACGCCGUACUAGUUUUAGUGGCAGGAGAGAUUUUAAAGCAAAGAUUAAGCGGCUGCAAGAAGUUCUAAAGGAAAUUGCUUAG